CUUCCGGCCGUCCCACUGCCCCCAUGAUGACCGCCAAGGCAGUAGACAAGAUCCCGGUGACCCUCGGUGGGUUCGUGCACCAGCUACCCGAGGGCAUUUACCCCGCGGAUGACAUCUCCGCCGCGCUGCCAACUUCGGUCGCGAUCUUCUCCAAUGCCGACCUGGCAGGGCCGUUCGACCAGAUGAGCGGUGUGGCAGCAGACGGCAUGAUCAAUGUGGACAUGGGCGACAAGCGGGCCCUGGACCUGCCCUACGGUGGCGGCUUCGCGCCCAACGCCCCGGCUUCCCGCAAUCAGACCUUCACCUACAUGGGCAAAUUCUCCAUCGAUCCGCAGUACCCUGGCGCCGGUUGCUACCCCGAGGGCAUCAUCAACAUCGUGAGCGCGGGGAUCCUGCAGGGGGUCAGCACACCCUCCUCCACCACCUCCUCCUCCGCCUCCUCCGCAGCCUCCUCGGCCACCGCCGCCUCCGCCACCUCCCCCAACCCGCUGGCCGGGGCCCUCGGCUGCACCAUGGCACAGGGCCAGCCAGCUGACCUGGAGCAUCUCUACUCGCCGCCGCCCUACUCGGGCUGCGGUGAUCUGUACCCGCAAGACCCCUCCUCGGCUUUCCUGCCCGCCGCCGGCGGCGGGGCACUGCCUUUUCCCCCGCCGCCCUCCUACCCCUCACCGAAGACGGCGACGGCCGACGGCGGGCUCUUCACCAUGAUCCCCGAGUACGGCGGCUUCUUCCCGCCGCCUCAAUGCCAGCGGGAGCUCCACGCCGGCCCCGACCGCAAGCCCUUCCCCUGUCCCCUCGACUCGCUCCGCGUCCCGCCGCCCCUCACGCCGCUUUCCACCAUCCGCAACUUCACGAUGGGGGCGCCUCCGGCGGGCGCCGCCUCCGGCAGCGCUCCCGGCAGCGGCAGCGGCGGGGGCGAGGGUGCGGGCGCCAGGGGGGGGGGGGGGGGGGGGGGGGGGGGGGGGGUGCCGCUGCGGCCCAUUCUGCGGCCUCGCAAGUACCCCAACCGGCCCAGCAAGACGCCGGUCCACGAGCGGCCCUACCCGUGCCCCGCCGAGGGUUGUGACCGCCGCUUCUCCCGCUCCGACGAGCUCACCCGGCACAUCCGCAUCCACACGGGCCACAAGCCCUUCCAGUGCCGUAUCUGCAUGCGGAACUUCAGCCGCAGCGACCACCUCACUACCCACAUCCGCACGCACACCGGCGAGAAACCCUUCGCCUGCGACUUCUGCGGCAGGAAGUUCGCCCGCUCCGACGAGAGGAAGCGGCACACCAAGAUUCACCUGCGCCAGAAGGAACGGAAAGGAGCCGCCGCCGCCGCGGGGAGCCCCGUCUCCCGUCUGCAUGUGGGGGGUGCCUUACCGAUCCGCUCCGACGACAGCGGCGACACCGAGACCGGAAAGUUCCCUGGCCUGAUCCAGGGAGGGGGUGUCGUCCCCGACCCGCGCCAGGUCCCUGCGGCGGAGGGCUGCGUGGCAGCCUUGCCCAGAUCCGAUGGGCGCACCGCACCGCCCCGCAAAGCCUCGGCGUGGAAAACCUGCGGCCUCGGCCCCAGUGUACAAACACUCGCUUUUGGGCGCGGGAAUUUCCCUCAGAAACGAGAGACGGAUAAUAUUAACGAGGGAGCGGGGUGGGAUGUUAUCCCGGCCUCGGCCCACCCUCGGAUCCUGCCGUCGGCGCAGGGCCGUAAGCGCCCUGCGGGCUUGCCCCUCUGCCACACAGAUCCCCGGUGCGGCCUGCACUGCCGAAGUGAGCGCCGCUAA
Ficedula albicollis (Collared flycatcher) is the source of this 1763-nucleotide messenger RNA. RefSeq names its product early growth response 2 (gene EGR2). The transcript is spliced from 6 exons. Bases 24 to 1763 code for a protein of 579 amino acids. Gene Ontology annotation, molecular function: DNA-binding transcription factor activity, RNA polymerase II-specific; RNA polymerase II cis-regulatory region sequence-specific DNA binding. NCBI's taxonomy places the organism in Eukaryota, Metazoa, Chordata, Aves, Passeriformes, Muscicapidae. Gene Ontology annotation, biological process: regulation of transcription by RNA polymerase II. The record is from RefSeq and is a predicted model, not a curated record.